AUGCAAGCAGUCAGGUCUCUGUUUGUCUCCCAGUGGUCCUCAGAUGUGUCCCUGGAGGGAAAGACAGCCAUCGUGACGGGGGCUAAUGUGGGCAUUGGAAAAGAGACGGCCAAGGACCUGGCCAGCAGAGGUGCCCGGGUGAUUUUGGCGUGCAGAGACAUGGCAAAGGCAGAGCAGGCCGUCCGUGACAUCAUGAGGGAAGUGGAGGGGGCCAAGGUGGUCGCCAAGCAACUGGAUCUCGCUGACACCAAGUCGAUCUGCCUGUUUGCCGAGAACGUCUACAACAGUGAAAAGUAUCUUCACUUCCUGAUCAACAAUGCAGGCGUGGCUAUUUGCCCUCACGCCCUGACGGUGGAUGGAUACGAGUUGCAGUUUGGAGUCAAUCACUUGGGCCAUUUCUUCCUGACCUUCCUGCUACUCGACUUGCUGAAGCACUCUGCCCCAGCCCGCGUCAUCAACCUGUCCUCGGCGGCUCACGCCAUGGGCAGGAUCCACUUCGAAGACCUCAGCGGCGAGAAGGACUACCACCCCGUGCGGGCGUACGCUCAGAGCAAGUUGGCCAACGUCCUGUUCACCAGGGAGCUGGCCAAGAGGACUGAGGGUACCUUUGGUGUGACGACUUACUCCGUGGACCCCGGGGUGGUGAAAACUGAAAUAACCAGGCACAUAAGGCGCCCUAUUCUGGACGUUAUCAAGACCAUCAGUUUGCUGUUCAGGACCCCCGCAGAGGGGGCCUACACCACCAUCUACUGCGCCGUCACCCCUGAGAACCUGCUGGACAGAGGAUACUACAGGGACUGUGCCAGUGCAAAGAGCUGCCGGGCGGGUCAGGAUGAUGGCAUCGCCUCAAAGCUGUGGGCCGUGAGCUGCCACCUGCUGGGCAUCUGCUGGAGAUAA
This is a messenger RNA of Limanda limanda (common dab), 897 nucleotides long. RefSeq lists its product as uncharacterized. The record is from RefSeq and is a predicted model, not a curated record. NCBI's taxonomy places the organism in Eukaryota, Metazoa, Chordata, Actinopteri, Pleuronectiformes, Pleuronectidae.